AUGUUCCUCACACAGUACGCCGCCGUAUCACGCAGCUGGCAAGCGCGCAUCGAGGCCAAAACCUUUGCACACAUCACGCUCACCCCGGCGCGUCUCGCUUCACCCCUCGCGGCGCAGGCACUGAGUCCCAGCCGGGUGCACCGUUUCGUCCGCUCGGUCAAGGUCGACGUGUUGCUGCCGCCGUACGGCGAGGAUGCUCGGACGCGGCGCGAGGAUGGCGAGGAGAGGCUCACGAACGACAGGGUCUUUACGCAUGUUAUCCGGAAGGUCUUCUCCUUACUUUCAUCUCCUUCUCCUGGGGCGCAACAGCCUAUGGGCAACCUCGGCGGUCAUGAUGCAGGCAACGCUCAGCAGCAGGAACAGCAGCUCGGGGAGGGCGUUAGACCGGCGGCCUAUCGUGCCAAGAUCAAGCUGUACAUGACGGCUCUGUGCACUUUGCGGAAGCUCUGGAAACGCUACCAUCCUCACUACUGA
This is a messenger RNA of Diaporthe citri, 474 nucleotides long. RefSeq lists its product as uncharacterized. The coding region runs from base 1 to 474 and encodes 157 amino acids. The record is from RefSeq and is a predicted model, not a curated record. Lineage: Eukaryota; Fungi; Ascomycota; Sordariomycetes; Diaporthales; Diaporthaceae. The transcript is spliced from 3 exons.